UCUUUAGUCAACUUCUACCGGUCGUCAUUAUGUAGUCCACUUGGGGUUAAUUACCCUAUAUUAUCGUCAUCCUUACGACCUUCGGACCUUGUCGUUCUAGUAACGUACACUUCCCAUGGGAAGUUUCUCCACCUGAAAUCAGGACUAUAAAAGUUGUUUUCUCUGUCAGUACUCGAUUUUCCUUUGAUGCACUUCUUGUCGCGCUGUGUUCCUCAGUAUCUACGAAUUCUAAUCAUUCUUAAAAUUUAUUGAAAUUUAUUCUCUGGGAAUUUAAAACCCCUAAAAUUCAGUAUAGGAUAUUAGGAUGCCCAAAGUUAAAACUGUCAUCUCACUUUAUUCACAGUGUAUUAACCGUGUUAAGAGCCAUUUAAAAGUGUUCGAUAUUCCCGUUGAUGAUAAGCUUCUAAUAACAUGGAGGGGCAGUCCAUGGGACCGAGAAAAAACCGAAAGCGAGUCCGACAUGAAUCCUUUUGAAACUAUGCCCGCGGUCCUGUUGGAUGCUAUCAUCCAGUCUCUUUGUAGUAGCCAAACUAAGAAUACGACCGUGAAGCAUCAUAUCAACAUCAAGAAUUGCAUUACAACCAAACUUCAAAAGUUGAUUGCUCCUAGUUAUCCAUAUGACUAUGAGCAAUUCUCAAAUUUCUUCCCCAAACUUGAAAAACUGCAAGUGUUAGCCUUGUGUUAUUCGAAUAUUGACGAUUCUUGUUUAAAAAUCAUAGCGACAUGCUGUAAAAAUUUGAGGAUAUUGGAUAUUAGCAAAUGCAAUAAGUUGACGGACACUGGCAUUAAAUGGUUAGUUCCCAUAACAGCCGAACUGAGCAAGACCCUUCUUGAAUUGAUGAUGAGCUGUGAUGCUGUAACCAAAAGAGGAAUAAUCUUUGCUUUACAGAACUGUCCAUUCUUGGAGUUUGUCGAGAACAUCAACAUGUUCGAUGCGUUAGUGGAAGUGGCUCGGUCAUCGGCGUUAGUUCAAUCAAUCAUUUUAAAUACUAAUAUCACUCGUCUAACCCUUCGCCCUGCUGAAGUUUAUUUAAGCGGUCAACUUGAGUUAGUGGUGCGUUUUUGCCCUUCGGUUUUCUAUAUGAUCAUUGUUGUUAAGGAAGGGUUAACCGACGCUGAUCCGUUUUGCUUAACGAGUUUGAAGAACCUACAGAUACUCAAAAUUUUACGUCACAGCAGCUCAACUCUUAACGAAAUAACCUUUGACAAGAGCUUGGCUCCGGUGCUAAAGGUAAUCGGAAAUUCGUUAAAGGUCCUUUACCUUGACUACUUUGAAUUCAUUGAUAUUUGGACUGUUGUCAAAUUUUGUCCCAAUUUAAUGUCCCUGAGCAUGAGAAAUCAAUGCCAAAGUUUAAGUGCCUUGUCUGAAAACGAAAUCAUUCAAUUGCGUCAUGAAAAAGGGCGUGGUUAUUUUCAAGAUAUGAAGAUUCUGGGGGGUGGCUUCAACCUCUCAAAUGACGUUCUCUUUGGUUUGUUAUCUUGUCCUUUACUAGAGAGAGUUUGGAUAACACAUUGUGACGCGCUCACUGACGAUUUUUUACGAGAAGUUAUUGCAAAUGGCUCAUUAAAAAAUCUGAAGAUACUCAGUCUAAAUUUCUGUUAUUUAGUGACUAAGCAGGGAUUAGAUGCACUGGUGAUGAAUGACAAUCGCCUUGAACAACUAAGCUUCCAUUAUUGUCUGAACAUAACCCAACAAAAUGUUUGCGAUUGGAACGAAUUUGCUCGUUGUCGAAAUUGGGAAUUGCGUAUAGAAUUCAGCGGAAGUUAGGGUUUAAGAAUAUUUUCAUUGAAAUGAUAUUACUUACUUACCAAACACAAAUUAGUGAUGAUUUCGACAAGAUUUAGAGGGUGCCGAUACUGAAAUUAUAUAGCUCAUAU
Molecule: messenger RNA, 1878 nt
Organism: Daphnia pulicaria
Lineage: Eukaryota; Metazoa; Arthropoda; Branchiopoda; Diplostraca; Daphniidae
Exons: 3
Coding region: 305-1768 (487 amino acids)
Biological process (GO): SCF-dependent proteasomal ubiquitin-dependent protein catabolic process
Cellular component (GO): SCF ubiquitin ligase complex
Source: RefSeq, a predicted model, not a curated record